UUUAACUUGAGUUUCGGUCAUCACAGGCAAAAGCGACUUUCGGCGAUACAUGCCGUAAUACAGUUCAUAUUUAGUUGCUGAUACUAUUUGUUUCGGUGUAUAUGUGUAUCGUGUUGGAACGUUUUUUUUUUAUUCGGAGCGACAGUCGUCGUCGUGUACAUGUUUAUCAUUUCAUUUGACUUUGACCACACAGAUGAACGAUAUUUUGGACGAACAAUAGAAUAUAAUAAUUUUUAAAUAGCAAUUAAGCAAUUCUGAUUUAAAUUUUUUUUGGUUUUUUAAAUUACACGUCGGAAUUUUAGUGCAGUAUUCAUAAUCUGUUUGUUUUCUUUUUAUCCGCGAAAUAAGAAAAUUUAAUAUAUAUUGAAAAAAUGAAUAUUCCAAAUGAAUACAUUUCACGAACAGAAGAUGUUGCCGACCAGGUAAUCAGAAAAGGAAAACACGUUCUCCCGACGAUAGCAAGAUUUUGUUUGAUAGCUACAUUCUUCGAGGAUGGUUUGCGUAUGUGGUUCCAAUGGAAUGAACAAAGAGAAUAUAUGGACAUGAGUUGGGGAUGUGGAAAGUUUUUGGCGACGGUGUUUGUGCUAGUGAAUCUUUUUGGACAGUUGGGCGGUUGUGCUCUGGUUAUCACUAGAUUCAAGGUUGACAUAGCAUGUGGUAUGCUAUUUUUCAUCGUCGUUCUUCAGACUGUCGCAUACUCAAUUCUAUGGGAUUUCCAUUUCUUGUUCCGUAAUUUUGCAUUGAUUGGUGCAUUGCUGUUAGUUUUGGCCGAAUCCAGAGUUGAGGGUCGAAGCUUGUUUGCAGGUGUUCCAUCACUCGGCGAAAACAAGCCAAAGAACAUCUUGCAAUUGGCCGGUCGCAUUUUGUUGGCAUUCAUGUUCAUCACAUUGUUGCGGUUCGAAUUGUCGGUGCUUCAAGUGAUUCAAGACAUUUUCGGCUCAAUCCUCAUGGUGAUGGUCACAAUUGGUUACAAAACCAAAUUGUCAGCUCUUGCCUUGGUGCUCCUGCUCUCAAUGUUGAACCUGUACUACAAUGCAUGGUGGUCAAUUCCAGCACACAAACCAUUGCGCGACUUCUUGAAAUAUGACUUUUUUCAGACUCUGUCCGUGAUUGGUGGACUCUUGAUGAUUGUGUCACUCGGCCCGGGUGGUGUAUCAAUGGACGAACACAAGAAAAAAUGGUAAACAACAGCUACACAGUAAAAUCAACAUGAAAACAAUAUAGAAAAAUACACAAAGUGCUCAGCAACCAAUUCAAAUACCCGUUGAUUGAAUGGCAAAUAGAGGACAGUGACAACAUCAUUCAAUAAGGAUCACACAACAGUUUAAUUAAAACAAAAAGAAGAAACAAAAAAAAAACCGAAUGGAUAGACUUAAAGUUACAGUUUUAUACCUUAAAUUUCUAUAUUUAGAUGGUUAAUAAUUAAGAAUGUUUUCAUGAUGACAAACAAAAACAUGUGAAAGAUAUUGUGGACGAAAGACAACAACAUUCAUUUGGUCGCAGUAAUAUUUUAUAUAAUUUUUUUUAAAAGAGAAUCUGUGUUUAAAAAAAUGUCUGAAAUGUGUAAUAGAUAGAGAGACGAAUUUUCGUGUGACAGUCAAUCAUUGAAUUGCUUCCAGAUUUGUUCAAUCUCUUGUGGUCGCAUCACUUUCCGCAUUGAUAUUCUUCUGCUGGACGACAGAUUAUAUAUGUAUUUGAACAGGGAUUGGUUUUUAUAGACAGAAACAAAAGACAAAGUUAUAAACCAUAUGCAAAAAUCUAAUUAUUAUCAUGUCAAUCAAUUAUUUUGUGAUUUUUGAUUUAAAAACCGUAAAUGAAAGAAAAAAAACAAAUGGAAAACAUUGAAAUCAUACAAUUAAAACCAACAAAAAUAUUCAUAUUGGAGACAAGAAAA
Messenger RNA from Sitodiplosis mosellana (orange wheat blossom midge), 1894 nucleotides. It is a transcript of the gene Surf4, whose product is annotated as surfeit locus protein 4 homolog. NCBI's taxonomy places the organism in Eukaryota, Metazoa, Arthropoda, Insecta, Diptera, Cecidomyiidae. Gene Ontology annotation, biological process: Golgi organization. Bases 372 to 1184 code for a protein of 270 amino acids. The record is from RefSeq and is a predicted model, not a curated record. Gene Ontology annotation, cellular component: endoplasmic reticulum-Golgi intermediate compartment; endoplasmic reticulum; membrane. The transcript is spliced from 5 exons.